Paramisgurnus dabryanus is the source of this 3940-nucleotide messenger RNA. It is a transcript of the gene osbpl11, whose product is annotated as oxysterol binding protein-like 11. NCBI's taxonomy places the organism in Eukaryota, Metazoa, Chordata, Actinopteri, Cypriniformes, Cobitidae. Gene Ontology annotation, cellular component: Golgi apparatus; cytosol; membrane. The record is from RefSeq and is a predicted model, not a curated record. Gene Ontology annotation, molecular function: sterol binding.
CAGCUUGUCACAUGAUGCAGCUCAAGAUGACUUCACGGUCUGUCAUGGCUGCACGAGAGACAUAAACAUGCCAGAGGUUCUGUAAUUCACAACAUUAGACUACUGCGAUGAUUAAAACGGCGACUAUAAUAGAUUAUCUACAUGUGUGUUUGACUGUAUGAAAUCAGCUGGUCAGUGUUUUGUACGACAGGUAAAACUGUUUUGUAGUUGAUCAUGCAGACCGAAGCUGUAGUGGAGCAUCAUAGCGGCUUACAGAGUUCCUGCAGGACGGGCUCCAAAUCCUGGCAGUACAGUGAUCUGAUGGAAAAAGUGGAUGGAUAUUUGAUGAAGUACACCAAUCUUGUGACUGGAUGGCAGUAUCGAUAUUUCGUUCUCAACAAUGAGGCAGGGCUGCUUGAAUACUUUGUGAAUGAGCAGUCCAAGAAUCAGAAACCACGGGGCUCACUGCCGCUAGCCGGUGCUGUGAUUUCACCGAGCGAUGAAGACUCGCACACCUUCACUGUCAAUGCCAUCAGCGGAGAGCAAUACAAACUCAGAGCCUCGGAUGCAAAGGAGCGCCAACACUGGGUCAGCCGGCUGCAGGUCUGUGCCCAGCACCAUACAGAGGAGAUGGGCAAGACAAAUCCCCCUCUGCAGACUCGUAGCGUCUCCAUGAUGUCUCAGGGCAGCUCUCCAGGAUCUCAGCACAAGGUCAGCCAGAACACAAACUCUAUGUUGGGUUUGUCCCAGCUACAGCGCAGUUCGUCUCUGUAUUCAAACCGGAAGUCCACGCUACCUGAUCACCUAAUGGAAGCCAGAGAGAUGAUGAAUCAGGUCCAGGGCCAGCACAGAGACCUGAUCCAGAGCAUUGAGGGUCUGCCGCCCUCCCAGGGUCCGUCUCCAUUGGACCAAGACCUGUUGCUGUUGAAAGCCACAUCAUUGGCCACCAUGACCUGCCUCAGUGACUGCCUGCAAAUUCUCCAUCUCCAGCAAAUGGCUCGCCAGAAAUUUCCUCUUGGUGGCCCCGCCAUCGAGUGGCUGGAACCAAAACUUCCAGACAUCCUAAAGAAUGGAGGAACAUUACCCAGCCUCACCAAAGACGAUGGAAAAACAGAAGGAGCGGUUCUGGAUCAUUUGGAAAUGGACUCUUGCGAUAUUGUCGGGGAGCCGGAGGAGAUUGAUUUCUCACAGGAGGUGGAUGACUCCUCUCUGGAUGAAGAGGAAGAGCUGGGUGCUGUCGAAGAGGAGCGCAGUGUCAUUCUGCACCUCCUCUCUCAGCUCAAACUGGGAAUGGACCUCACCAGGGUGGUGCUCCCUACCUUCAUAUUAGAAAAGCGGUCUCUUCUGGAGAUGUACGCAGACUUCAUGUCACACCCGGACCUUUUCGUGGCCAUCACCGAUGGUCCCAGCCCGAUGGAGCGCAUGGUCCGAUUUGUGGAAUAUUACCUCACUUCUUUCCACGAAGGUCGCAAAGGUGCCAUUGCCAAGAAGCCCUACAACCCCAUCAUAGGAGAAACUUUCCACUGCUCUUGGAGAGUACCCAAAGCGACGGCAUCACCUACAGGGGUCUCGAAAGAGGGGACUUCAUGCACUUCGGACUGCUACGAGGUCCGCUUUGUGGCUGAGCAGGUUUCCCAUCAUCCACCCGUGUCGGGCUUCUAUGCAGAAUGCCAGGAGAGGCAGAUGUGUGUCAACACGCAUGUGUGGACCAAGAGCAAGUUUAUGGGCAUGUCCAUUGGUGUCUCCAUGAUUGGAGAAGGUAACCUGCACCUGUUGGAGCAUGGUGAAGAAUACACCUUCAGUUUGCCCUCUGCAUAUGCCCGCUCUAUCCUCACUGUGCCCUGGGUGGAACUGGGAGGAAAGGUCAAUGUCAACUGCGCCAAGACAGGCUACUCUGCAGUCAUCACCUUUCAGACAAAACCCUUCUAUGGGGGCAAGCUGCACAGAGUGAAUGCAGAGGUCAAACACAACCCCACCAAUUCGGUGGUGUGUCGCGUGCAGGGCGAGUGGAACGGCACACUGGAGUUUGCCUACACAAGCGGGGAGACCCGUGUCACAGAUGUUACCAAUCUUCCUGUCACCAGAAAAAGAGUACGCCCCAAUGAGCUUCAGGGACCCUAUGAAUCCAGGCGGUUGUGGCAACAUGUGACAGAGUCACUAAAAGAAAGAGACAUGGAGAAAGCCACAGAACACAAGCACUUCCUGGAGGAAAGGCAAAGAAAAGAGGAGAGACAUCGUGCAGAGACACAGACACCGUGGAGGACCAAAUAUUUUGAAAGCAAAGGUGAUGGCUGGGUGUAUCACCAAUCGCUGUGGAAAACGGCAGCUCGAAGCUCUUCCCCGGUUCUCCCUCAGCCCAACCCGUGACCUCUGACCUUCCCAAAGCUGAACCCGAGCACUUCACAGCCUUCUGCUGUAACAAACCUCUGGUCCAGCUUCCCACUGUCACAAACAUAAGCUCUCCUUUGUAUAAUCCCUAAAGAUUAACUUCAAUUCGAGUGUUUGUGGACUGCAAGUGUGCACUCUGAUGUUCAUAUUUUGCUUCCCUUGAUGGUAAGGUUUUGUAGUACACAAUGAAUGAUUUAUCCAAUCGGCAAACAGAUAUUAUUUGUUGAUGUUGCCUUAACAAGUAUCGUAUGUAAUGAGGGCCAAGUGAGUGAUGUUUCUUAAUGUGGGAUUGUGUUUGAGGUUUAUUCAUGAACUUCUUAAUCUAACCCUACUGUGGCAUACUGUAUUUGACCACGGUAAAGUCAAGGUUUUCGGAUUAUUUUAAUAUCUUAUGUGACUUAUACAUGAUUUAUAAAUAUAUCACAUGAAAUGCAGGAGGAUGAAGUCCGAAAGGACAGACAUUUGCGAGACCGAUGCAUCAACAGUGUUGCUGGAGAAGGAUUUAUUUUUUUGUAUUAUGCUGUCGUUUUAUCUCUCUGUUCACGGUGGUGAAAGAAGUUUGCAGACACUAUACAUGUAUCUGUUGAUAUCUGGGCUGACAUCAGUUAAGUGCUCAGGUAGAGGCCUGCUUGCUCUGCUUGAUGUUCAAAGAACAAUCUGCUUCAGUUGCUGAUAAAUGUUUUUAUGCUUUCGUACAGCAUCUUAACAGUUAAAACCAUAGAAAAGGACCAGCCUCAUCUUCUUGUCAAUGUCUUUGUGUAUACAUGCAAACUAUCAGACAGUAUUAUUGAAAGUUAACUCAAACAUUACACCAAACAAAGACAACACAGAUUCUUCCUCGAUGGAAAUGUUGAUCUUUAAAGAGAAAGUUCACCCCAAAACUGAAAUUGUCAUUCAUUCACCCGUACCGACCCUGAAUUUUUUCCCUUUAUUUUGUGAAACAACAAACAGCUCUUAUCUAUACAAUCUCUUAUCUCUUUUUAUGUUUAAUGAAAGAAAUCAAUAUAGGAAAUGACAUAGGGGUAAACAAUGACAUAAUUUUCAUUUUUGGGUGAACAGCUCUGUAUAUUGAAGAUUCUUCAAGUUUUUGAAGAUUAGCUGGUCCAGUCCAUGAGAUAAGAUCAUGAAAAACCUUUUUGUUUUGCAGGUGUAGGAAAAUUCUGAUGAUGAUUGACUUUUGGUUUAAUCACUUAAUUUGCCGGUUUUCGGUUGGUUGGAGUGUAACCCAACACGCACUGAUUAGAGUUUUACAUGUUUCGUAUAAAGUCUCAUUGAUCAUGGUGAGAUACUUGUGGUGCCUUAUUGGUGUUAGUCUUCCUCACGUUCCACUAAUCACCUGUCAGAUUUCUUAUUAAAACGUAGUACAAGUGAAGCUACAGCUGUUGUUCACAUGAUCACAUCCUCUUUUAUUAUAUGUCAGCAAAAUACACAGGUCCCAUCUGCUGUGCUUUCCACUUUCAAGUUAUUUUGCUGAGCCAUCAGCUGCACUGAUGUUUUAAAUACACUCCUUGUAGCCUCAGAUUGAAAAAAUAUGAUUGAAAAAAUAAAAUUGUUAAUAUAUGGAGGAUUUCAA